UUUUUUUCAAUGAACAUGACUUCUGGAGUCAAGGUUGUCAGGCCAUUCCCCUGUCCCGCCCAUCGGAGAUAUAAAUAGCACCCACAGCACAGAAAAGACAGUCAGAGAGCUGGGAGGAAGUAGGAGCAGAUCCCCAACCAUGAGCGCCAACCAACCGGGGGCCUGCCCAUGCCAGGGUGCUCUAGGCCGCCCGGUCAUUCUAUAUGCACUUCUGAGCCCCAGCCCCCAACCCCGUAGCCGCUGCCUGUGCAGGCAGCACCGGCCUGUCCGACUGUGUGCCCCUCAUCGCACCUGCCGGGAGGCCUUGGAUGUUCUGGCCAAGACAGUUGCCUUCCUCAGGAGCCUGCCAUCCUUCUGUCAACUGCCUCCCAGGGAUCAGCGGCAGCUGCUGCAGCAUUGCUGGGCCCCCCUCUUCCUGCUUGGGUUGGCCCAAGACAUAGUGACUUUUGAGGUAGCUGAAGCUCCAGUGCCCAGCAUACUCAAGAAGAUCCUGCUUGAGGAGCCCAGUAGCAGUGGGGGCAGUGGCCAGCUACCAGACAGACCCCAACCCUCACUGGUUGCGGUGCAGUGGCUUCAGUGUUGCCUGGAGUCCUUCUGGAGCCUAGAGCUGGGCCCCAAGGAAUAUGCCUACCUGAAAGAGACCAUCCUCUUCAACCCUGAUGUGCCAGGCCUCUAUGCGUCCUCCCACAUUGGGCACCUGCAGCAGGAGGCUCACCGGGCACUGUAUGAAGUCCUGGAACCCUGGUGCCUAGCAGGCCAAGGCCGCUUGUCCCAUGUCCUCCUCACAGCCUCCACCCUCAAAUCCAUUCCACCCAGCCUGCUUGAGGACCUCUUCUUUCGCCCUGUCAUUGGAGAUGUUGACAUCGCUGGCCUCCUCAAGGACAUGCUUUUGCUGAGGUGACCUGCUCUGGCCCAGGCAGAGAUCAGGCAUAAGUUGGGCAGAGGCUGGCAGUGCUAACUCAGCCUGGCUAUUCCCAACGGUGACCCAAUGCUCCUGGAGGGGGCAGGCCUGCACAAACAGCACUUGGCUCCUCAGGAGCAGCCUCUCACUCAGCCACACCCUGUCUCUGACUUCCUUGGUUUGGACACAGAGCCUCUUGGUGGUUCCCAGAGACUCUGGGACAAGACUCCUGUCCCCCCCUGUGAUGGGAAUUAAAGCUUAGGCUGUCUUUGGACCAGAAGUCCUACUGACUUUGUAUAGAACUGAAUUAAGUUAUUGAUUUUUGUAAUAAAAGGUGUGACACA
Carlito syrichta (Philippine tarsier) is the source of this 1245-nucleotide messenger RNA. RefSeq names its product nuclear receptor subfamily 0 group B member 2 (gene NR0B2). Gene Ontology annotation, biological process: circadian rhythm; negative regulation of transcription by RNA polymerase II. Gene Ontology annotation, cellular component: cytoplasm; nucleus. The transcript is spliced from 2 exons. Bases 140 to 901 code for a protein of 253 amino acids. Gene Ontology annotation, molecular function: transcription factor binding; transcription corepressor activity. The record is from RefSeq and is a predicted model, not a curated record. NCBI's taxonomy places the organism in Eukaryota, Metazoa, Chordata, Mammalia, Primates, Tarsiidae.